Emiliania huxleyi CCMP1516 is the source of this 528-nucleotide messenger RNA. RefSeq lists its product as hypothetical. The transcript has 3 exons. The record is from RefSeq and is a predicted model, not a curated record. Lineage: Eukaryota; Haptophyta; Isochrysidales; Noelaerhabdaceae. Bases 1 to 348 code for a protein of 115 amino acids.
AUGCUCGCUCCCCUUAUCCCUUUUUAUAUCGGGGAGCGGACGGCCGACGGGCGCGUCGACGCCGCGGCGGUGGCGUCCGAGUUUGGGACAGGCGCGUGGUCGGGCGGCAGCACGCCUCCGCCGCCGACUCACUUCUAUGUCGUCGGGACGGCGGCACAGGAGCAAGCCUUUCUUGGCAUGCUGUUCGCCGCGCACCUCGCCGACCCGAGAUCGCUCCGAGGUUGCGCAAAGCUUCCGCUGGGCGGUUGCGGUAGCGCGGCCGCGAGCGACCACUCGGGCUGGCGGCCGCUCUCGCCCCCGGAGCUGGCUGAGGAGGAGGCGGGGGCGGCGGAAAACGACGAACUCUGAGGAGAAGUAACUGAGCUCUGACGUCUUUGAGAGGCUGUCUGAGCGACGGCGAGGGCACCGCACCUCCGGACCUCGCGGCAUUGGGCUUGGUUUGGGACAUUUGGACGCCGGCCACCAUCGCCACAGCGGCCCAUACACAGGCCAGGCUGCCACAGAAAGGAAAGUGUGACUAAAACGUGC